AUAAUCUUGUGUUAUGGCUAUUGUAGACUAGGCUUUAUUAUGUCAAUUCGGAAAUAAUUGUUUCGCUAACGACGAAAUCAUAUUUUUUUUUUUAUCGAUAUCGUAUCGUUAGCGCAAGUUAUAGAAUAGCUUUAUAAUUACAGUGUUAUUCGCGCGAGCGGUGAUCGUCGCUAGUAAGAAUAGCGACUGUCGUUGUACAAAGUUGGAGAAUAGUACUUCGAUAUUACUUAUAGUUCGGUGUAAUAAAUUUUGCCUUAUUUGCUAUUUAAAAUCUAAAUGAAUAUAAAGCACACGCAUGUUUGGGACUAAAUAAAUAUCCUAAACUUGAGAUGAAUAUCGCUGAAGAUGAAGAUGAUUUUUGGAAUAGCAGUGAAACACGGUCGUUCUGUUUCGAAAACGAGGUGGAUCAAUUGAAAAAUGAUACUGAAAAACUAUGGUCUGGAAUCUUUAGUAUAUCAAACCUUGACAGUAGCGACCUGCAAUCAACCACUGACUUUCAAAUUACAAAACCUUUGCUCUCAAUCAUAUCUGAAAAAACACUUUUAAGAAUUUUAGAUGCAGAUGACAAAUCACAGAACAGUUAUUCAAAAAAAAAUAAACAUCUUGAAAUGAUUGCUCAGCCAGAUAUCACUUUGAGACAAAUAUUGCUUGAUCAACCAUAUUCAUUAGAGCAAUAUAAGUCUCUUGCUAGUAAAACUGCUUUGUUAGAUGCUGCUAUCUUAAAUGGAGAUGGAAAUGCUAUUUUAAUAAUAACAUUAUUUCUUAUAAAGACUUUGAAACAAUCAUUGGUACAAAAAUUAUUAAUAGAAAGACCAGAUCCAGUGAAUAUAUAUAUACAUUAUCUUUAUAUAAGGUUGCAAACAAAUGAAAUAACUGAUAUUUUGACGAUGCUGGGCUAUUCCUCGGUUGCUGCUAUGAAGAAUCUACAUAUAAUAAUAAAAAAUACAAAAGAUCCAAAUAGAUUAUUGCAAAAGCUUCACAAUUGUCAUAAGGCAUUUUUCACUAUGUCGCUUGAUUGCAAAGAAACUGUAUUUUUGGAAUCUUAUAUUAACUUGCUAGAAUGGCAGAUAAUGAUCAAAAAAAAGGACAAUAAUGAACUCCUGUUGAAUUCUUCUGUUCUGGAAUCUCUGCGUUAUGCGUGCAAAUACCAUUGCGAUACACCAGAAAAUUUUGUUAUAAUAUCGCCCAUAACGCUCUCUCGAGACCAUAAUAUUUCUCCCAAACUGUAUCAAAAAGUCGCUUUACAAGUUAAAGCUGCCUGUGGUAGAUGGGAUGAUAUUGAUCGUUUACUUUUAACAAAAGGAAUACUUGGUAAUACAAAGUUACAAACAUAUUUAUAUAUAGAAGAUAUUUUGAAAGUAUUAUAUCAACAUAACGCGCCUCAUGUCAUUCUUGAAAAAUAUCUGAAAUUUGUUGAUAAUUUAGAAAAGCGAUUGGAAUUGGCAAAAAAAUUAUUUUGCCACAUAAUAGUAAUUGAUAUAUUUGUACAACAAGGAGAUCGUGCAAUGCUAAUAGAUUAUAAAGCAAAAUUACAACCUCAAUCAGAAGAAUAUUUUUAUGUUGAAAGCGCUUUGCGUUUGCCAAACAUUAAAUGGAAGAAUUAAACUUAUUGUAAUGAUGAAAAAUUUAUAUUCUAUUAAAUAUAUUCUAUUUUCAAUUAUGGAAAAUUAAAAACGUGCGCGCGCGCGCGCACACACACACACACAACAAAAUUUCAGAGUUAUAUAACUAAUAAAUUACACAUCUUAUAAACGAUUUGUGUUAUUUUUUUCUAGAAUUUAUAUCGGAUAUUAAAAAUAUAUAUCUUUCAACACGUUUUGAAAUGCGGAAAGCAUACGAUCAUCAAGCCAAAUAAAUUCACAUAUAAACAAGAAUAAGACAAAGUCCUGUAAAUAUAGAAUCUCACUAAAUUCAAUGAAGUUGUAUAGCGCUGAUAUUUUAAUUUUGCUGAAAUAAUGACAGUUAUAUAAUUUUUUAAACUAUUAGAGAUAAUUUUGUUAUUUAAUAUGGAAAGAUUAUGAUAGCUAUUAUAUAAAUAACAUUAUAUUUAUUAUAAAGGCUUUAUAGCAAAAUGUCCGAUUUGUGA
Molecule: messenger RNA, 2086 nt
Organism: Pogonomyrmex barbatus (red harvester ant)
Lineage: Eukaryota; Metazoa; Arthropoda; Insecta; Hymenoptera; Formicidae
Product: spermatogenesis-defective protein 39 homolog
Biological process (GO): intracellular protein transport; vacuolar transport
Cellular component (GO): cytoplasm
Source: RefSeq, a predicted model, not a curated record